Tachysurus fulvidraco (yellow catfish) is the source of this 1926-nucleotide messenger RNA. It is a transcript of the gene ftr67, whose product is annotated as finTRIM family, member 67. Lineage: Eukaryota; Metazoa; Chordata; Actinopteri; Siluriformes; Bagridae. The transcript is spliced from 7 exons. Gene Ontology annotation, molecular function: zinc ion binding. The record is from RefSeq and is a predicted model, not a curated record. The coding region runs from base 116 to 1411 and encodes 431 amino acids.
UUUAGACACGUGACUCCUUUCUGGAUACGCCUUCAGACACGUGACCCACUUCUCACAACAACAAAGCCGUCAGCCUGUCACAUCGAGACACAGAGACUUCAGGGGUAUUUGUAUAAUGGCGCAGGCGGGGGUGUUUUUGGAACAUGACCAGUUUAACUGCUCGAUCUGUCUGGAUGUGCUGAAGGAUCCUGUCACGGUUCCGUGCGGUCACAGCUACUGUAAGGCCUGCAUUAAAGGCUACUGGGACCAGGACGAUUAUUUGGGGGUUUAUGGAUGCCCUCAGUGCAGACAGAGCUUCACUCCCAGGCCUGUACUGGGCAGGAACACGAUGUUAGCUGACGUGGUGGAUAAACUGAAAAAGACGGCGAUUAAUUCUUCUUCUCCAGUGAAAUCAGAGCCCACAGAAGCCGAGCCAGGUGACGUGCAGUGCGACGUGUGCACGGAAACCAGAAACCGAGCUGUUAGGUCGUGUCUGGUUUGUUUGGCUUCUUACUGUGAGGAUCAUCUGAAGCCGCACUACGAAUCAGCAGCUUUCCAGAAGCACAAACUAACAGCACCGACCUCGAUCCUGCAGGACAGCUUGUGUCCACGCCAUGACAGGCUGCUGGAGGUGUUUUGUAGGACAGAGCAGCGGUGCAUCUGCUAUCUGUGUUUAACCGACGAGCACAAGGGCCAUGACACGGUGCUGGCUUCCACAGAGAUGAACGAGAAAAAGGAAGCUUUGGCAGAAACACAAAGGAAAUCCCGGCAGAGAAUUGAGGACCGAGAGAAGGAGUUGCAGGAGCUGAGACGAGCCACGCAGUCUCUCACUCUCUCAGCACAGGCAGCUCUGGAUGAGAGCGAGCGGAUCUUCACGGAACUGGUUUGCUCCAUAGAGCGGCGGCGUUCUGAGGUGAAGGAGCUUAUCCGCAUUCAGGAGGUAGCCGCCACGAGCCAUGCCGAGGAGCUUCUCCGCCAGCUGGAGCAGGAGAUUGCCGAGCUGAAGAAACGAGACGCUGAAUUAAACCACCUCGCUCAAACCGACAACCAGAUCUCCUUCCUGCAGAGCUACCGGUCGGUGUGUGUCCAGCCUGUGGGUAUGGACGUUCCCAGCAUUACGGCGGACCCUGGUUUUGGGUGUGUGAUGAGCGCAGUGUCUGAGUUCCAAGCUCUGCUCGAUGAUGUGUGCCAAGGUGGAUUUAUGAAUAUUUCGGAAAAAGUCAGUGAAGUCACCAUUAUACAGAAUACCAAGCCAAAGGCUGAUGCGGAGUCAAAUACAGAUCUUCACACAACUACAGUCUUUCAAGGUUUUGUUGGCCAAAACACCUUUAGUGUUGCCGUGCCAACGUUUAGUGGAUUCACAAUGUCAUCACCGAUCGGCUGCAGACCUUCUAAUCGACUCCGACUUCAUCAGCGGAGAAGACGGCGGUAGCAUCGUUACGGCCGCGCUAAGGCAUCUCUCAGCUUUGGUUAUUUCCGUGUUCUUGACCAAUCUAUUAUAUCUUAAACGUUUAAAGAUCAUUCUUAUUUAAAAAGACAAUUAAUAAAAAAGAAAGAUAACCCUGUAUUAUAUAAAACAUAUUAUAUAUGUCACAGAAGCCAGAUUUAUGAGUGUUUUUAUUUAUUAAAAAAAAAAAGAAAGAAAAAAAAAAGCCAAACGAUGUGAAUAAGCUUUCUGUUUAAAAGUGUGUUGUAAAAUAUUUUUCUGCAGUAGAAACGUGACUGUAUCUGCCGUGAACUGAUUUGAAUGACGUUAUUAACAGGUAUAAUGCAGAAUUAGUCGCUUUGUUUUUGUUUUAAUAAUGACAGGUUAUCUUUAAUGAGCUUGUAGUGAGUGCUUUAAUGUUUGUGAAUUAACUUUUUUUUUUAAAUAUAUCUAGAUAUAAAGUUAAAGUGCCAAAUGCUUAUUUUUCAUAACAUGGAAAAUAAAGUGUUUCUGCAAAAGGC